AUGGAUGAUUCAGACUUCGAUGGCCCCUCUGAUAUUGAGUUAGAGUUGGACAGGCGGCCUCAAUUCCAGCCUCAGCAUAGUUACUGCAACGGCGAAACUCCCCCUGAUGCUCAAUUAAACAAUCCAUGUGCUGUGGGCCACCGGGUGCAGGCCGUUCGCUCCGUUCUCGCCUUGGUCAUCGACGAGGAGUGCGUUUUUGCUGGUCUGCAAGGUGGCGAUAUUGUUGCUUGGUCACUUGAGACUUAUGAACUGAUUCUUUCAGUCAAAGCCCACCAGGAAAGCGUACUGGGCUUGUAUCUAUCUGACGACGGAAGCUUGCUGUUCUCGAGCGGUGGGGACUCCGUUGUUAAUGUCUGGUCAACGAGGACGUUCGAACGCCUCUAUUCAAUUUACUCGCACCACGAUGUGGGCGAUAUUUUCACUGCGGUUUACUCAACUAAACUGAAAACUGUUUAUUGCGGUGCUCAAAAUACAAGCAUUCAAUGGUGUGAUGUCCAACUGGAGGCUCAUCCGACCCCGCCGGCUGGAGUGCAUCCGUCAAGCAGGAGACAUCGAUUUUUCGAUUCCAAGGGUCCCGGUGGCACUGUGACUCUAAACCCUGAUGUUAGCGAAGCAGCUGCAAAGCUUGGCCAUGGUGGUCAAACUCUCACUUUCAAACGAGACCACCACAAACCAUAUGCCCACAAUGGCUAUAUAUAUUGUAUGCUUUUGAUUCGAGGCCUAGAGGAGUGGGCAAAUGGUGAGGAAGUGCUUUUAACUGGCUCGGGAGAUGGAUCAGUCAAGCUCUGGGAGCUUGGCAAUGGUCCAGAUGGUUCUCCGGUUGAGCUGGCUGAGUUUAAGAAUGGCAGUGAUUCUGUACUGUCUAUUGCGGUUGACGGUGCAUUUCUUUACUGUGGACUUUCAGGAGGCGCAGUUUACAUUUGGAACCUGGAUUCUCGUCAGAUCAUCAGGAAGCUCACAGCCCACAGCGGAGACCUUUGGGCGAUUGAUGUUGUCGGAGGCAUUACUAUUACUGGUGACUCCUCUGGUGUGAUUAGAAAAUUCAACUCCAGAUUUGAAGAGAUCGGCUCAUGGGUUGCUCACGAAGGAACUAUGCUGGCAUCAGCCGCAGGUGUUUUCGACGAUAGGCGUAUCUAUGCCACUGGUGGCAAUGAUAACACCGUAGCCAUUUGGGAUUUAACGGAACACCCACAUGAUUCCCGUGAGGCCCCUGCAAUUGGCAACGAUGAGAUGGUCAAUAGCCUGGCAAAGUUUGUUGCCUUUAAAACAAUAUCUUCGAGACCUAAGUUUGCCGGAGAAUGCAACCAGGGCGCGGCUUUUCUCCGUCGUCACUGCAAUUACCUGGGAGCUCAAACUAAACUUUUGGGCACGGGACCAGAUACGAACCCGAUUGUCUUUGCGAGAUUCGAUGCCGUUUCAAAGUCAUCGACUAGCAAGACUCUAUUAUUUUACGGCCAUUAUGAUGUUGUUGGUGCAGAUACCAAUCAUCUGAAAUGGAAUAGCGACCCAUUCCAACUUACCUCAGUCAAUGGGUUUUUGUAUGGUAGGGGUGUAUCAGAUAACAAGGGCCCGGUCCUCGCGGCUCUGUAUGCGGCCGCUGAGUUAAGCCAAAAGAAAGCCUUAAGUUGCAAUGUCGUUUUCUUGAUUGAAGGCGAAGAAGAAUCUGGUUCCCAGGGAUUUGCCAAUACAGUUAAGAAACACAAGGACUUGAUUGGGAAUGUUGACUGGAUUCUCUUGGCAAACAGCUACUGGCUAGAUGACCACAUUCCGUGCCUGACCUACGGCCUAAGAGGAGUGGUCCAUGCCAAUUUUGUCGUGACAAGCAGUAAUCCAGAUUUGCACAGCGGUAUUGAUGGCAGUUCCCUUCUUGACGAACCAUUGAAGGACCUAACGAUGCUGCUGGGCACUAUUGUUGGUGCGAAAGGGAAAAUAAAUAUACCAGGAUUUCAUAACCCAGUUUUACCCCUGACAGAGGUGGAAAAGGAACGAUACGACGCAAUUGCUGAAGCCCUACUUCCUCACCAUCCAGAGAUUGAAGAUAGUGAAUCAUUCACUGAUUCUCUAAUGCAUCGUUGGCGUGAGCCUUCACUCACAAUUCAUCGCGUCGAAGUCCCAGGCUGCCAAAAUACGUCGACGACUAUCUCGCGAAAAGCACGAGCCACACUUUCCGUCCGUCUCGUACCAAACCAAGACGCAGGCAAGGUGGCCGCCGACCUGACAGAAUUCGCACAGGCCCAAUUUGCAAAAUUUGACUCCCAAAACACCCUCACAGUCGAAAUAACGGGUAAAGCGGACCCCUGGCUAGGAGAUCCAGAGAACGAUAUUUUCAAAUCGCUCUCCCGUGCCGUAACUGCAGCCUGGUCUUCUGCCAAAGGAGAACGGCACUACAGCUACCCGCCAGUAAACAUACCAAACCAGUUGUCCCGGCGUGAACUUCUCCACACAAACUCGACAGAUAGCAUGGCUUCGCGGUUCGAUCGGAUUAUCUCAUCUUCCUCCUCAGCACCCAAAACCAGUUCGGGACACAGACUUUCCACUUCUGCUGUUCCGACCUCUUCGACCCUCGCUCACGGCCCCGACUUACCAAGUGCAAACCUUCCUAGUAGACCACGCGCGCUCUGCAGACAUGGUGCAUCCUCAUCCACUUGUGAAAUCAGUUCCGCAGCGGCAGUCGUGGCAGCAGGGGGGUCAACGUGUCAUCACCACCUCCAAGAUCCACAACGUUCCCACACACGAACCUCUACAUCGACGUCUCAGCCCCCAUUAGCUCAGCCCCGCUCUUGCCAAGUAGUUAAACCAAUUUACAUUCGUGAGGGCGGUUCGAUUCCAACAAUCCGCUAUUUGGAGAAAGCAUUCAACGCCCCCGCGGCCCAUUUACCCUGCGGCCAGGCCAGCGAUCAUGCGCAUUUGGAUAAUGAGCGAUUGAGGGUUGAGAAUUUGUACAAGAGUAGGGAGAUUAUUGGCAGAGUGUUUAGGGAUUUGGGGAGGGAUGAUAAGAGUGCCGUAGUUGAGGAUGAGGGGAGUGAGAGUGAUAGAGAGCCUGAGGAAGAUUUGGAGGAGUAA
This is a messenger RNA of Paracoccidioides brasiliensis Pb18, 3063 nucleotides long. RefSeq names its product glutamine amidotransferase subunit DUG2. Gene Ontology annotation, biological process: proteolysis; glutathione catabolic process. Bases 1 to 3063 code for a protein of 1020 amino acids. The transcript is spliced from 6 exons. Gene Ontology annotation, molecular function: protein binding; peptidase activity. The record is from RefSeq and is a predicted model, not a curated record.